Schistocerca nitens (vagrant locust) is the source of this 2913-nucleotide messenger RNA. RefSeq names its product cilia- and flagella-associated protein 52-like. Gene Ontology annotation, biological process: cilium assembly. The transcript is spliced from 15 exons. The record is from RefSeq and is a predicted model, not a curated record. NCBI's taxonomy places the organism in Eukaryota, Metazoa, Arthropoda, Insecta, Orthoptera, Acrididae. Gene Ontology annotation, molecular function: protein binding. The coding region runs from base 1 to 2913 and encodes 970 amino acids.
AUGUCUGUUUUUAUUUUCCUGGACAACGUACUGUUUUCAAUUUUCCAGAAUGACAAUUGCAGUAAAUCUGCAGUGCAAAUGAGUUUCAAAAUUGCAUUAAGAAUAGCAAAAUCUGGCAAACUGUUUUUCCAAAGGGGAGUUUCAAGAAAUCAGCCUUUCCAAAGAAACAGUGACAUGAUGUGUGUUAUGGCUAAGGUCUUUAUUGCUUUCUCAGUUGCAUUGGAUGAAGCAACAGAUCUUACAGACACAGCUCAGGUACUGAUAUAUAUACGACAUGUUGAUAAAGGUCUGCAUGUAACAGAGGCUAUUUUGGACUUAGUGCCUUUGAAAGGAAGUAUGAUAGGUGUGGACUUACUGCAAGCUGUCGAGCAAGAGAUUGAUAGUGUCGGUAUGGAUUGGAAUUUGUUAACCUCAGUGAUCAUGGAUGGACCAAUGGUGCUACUUCCUAUAAAUGUUAUUUUGGCCUUGCCUUGCUUCUGGGCCUUAUCUCUACCGGUCAUGUUUAUCUACUCUGCUUCCCUGGUGUCAAAAUAUCUUCAAAAUUCUUUAUCCCACUGCCUAUUUGCUUCUGUCUCGGUGGUGUAUUCUCUUUUAAAUUUUAAUGCUGCACCUGUCUCUGUAUUAUCGGUAGAACUUGCAGUAGUUUUAAUGCUUUCUUUCUUUUGUGUUGUUCCUGGUGGGCUGCAAGUUCAUCCAGAUGGUGAACACAUAGUGUAUCCCCUUGGAUGCAAAGUUGUGAUACAGAACUGGAAGACAAAAGUUCAAACGUUUCUGACAGGCCAUACUAAUGUUAUAUGUGCUGUAUCAAUUUCUAAAGAAGGGAAAUAUGUUGCCUCAGCACAAGUAAAUCACAUGGGGCACAAGGCAACUGUUAUGUUGUGGGAAUUUGACACCCUGAAACUUGUUACCAAACAUGAAAUUCAUAAAGUUCGUGUAGAAUCUGUUAUAUUUUCGUGUGACAGCCAUUACCUUGUGUCCUUGGGAGGACGUGAUGAUGGUAAUGUUGUGGUGUGGGACAUCAAGGAAAGUGAGGCACUAUGUGGCUGUCCAGCAAGCCACGGAGUAGCUGGUGAUGCAGUUCUUCUUUGCCAAACUAGUAGGCAUCCACUCAACUUUAUAAGCGGCGGGGAUGUAACAUUAAAACUAUGGAAAAUGGAACCUGAGAAGAGGCAUGUUAGCUAUGUUGACAUCAAGAUUGGCACGCUAAAGAGGAAUGUGAUCUGCAGUGUGGUGGAUGCUGAGGAUGAAUAUGCAUAUUGCGGAACAACAUCAGGAGAUAUACUGAAAAUUCGAUUAAAUUAUGGGUCAGGUUCAGCUGCUGGAGUUAAUCCUGUACUUGAAGGCUGUUAUGCAAAAAUUCCAAAGAAAAAAUUAGAAGAAGGAGCUGAGCCGUCAGAACGGUACAGCAAAGGUGUUACAGCCUUGACAUUACUCACUGAAAAAUGCACCACAAAGGUUGUUGUUGCUGCAGGGGAUGGAACUGUAGAAUUAGUGAAGGAAAGAAACAGUCCUGUGAGUCUAAAGAAAAGUGCAUUACGGCUGCCUACAACACCGAAGCUUGUUGCACUAAAAAGUGCAAAACUGGAUUCUGGUGCUACAUCUGUCAAGAUUAUGAGGGAUGAAAUCAUAGCUGGGACAGACCAGUGUGAAAUAUACACUAUAAAUAUUGCAACAUUUAAUGUUUCACUUCACAUAACAUGCCACACAGAUGCCAUAUACGACCUUACAUUUCCAUACAAGUGCUCAGAGUAUUAUGCAACAAGUAGUAAAAAUGACAUCAGGGUAUGGGAUGCCAAAGCAUUAAAGGAGCUGCUCAGGAUAACAGUACUUAAUCUGACAUGUGCCAGCAUUGUUUUUACAUGUGAUGGGAAGAGCAUUAUUAGUGGUUGGAAUGAUGGUGUCAUAAGAGGAUUCACUCGAAGGACAGGAAAACUGCAGUUUGACAUACCAUAUGCCCACAAUUUGGGUGUGACAGCUCUGGCAAUCACUGUCUGUGGCUCUAGACUUAUCAGUGGAGAUGGGGAAGGAUUAAUACGUAUAUGGGAAAUGAAACCAAAUUACCAGAAAAGUCUUGCUAGUUUGACUGGACACAGUGAUGCCGUUUCCUCCAUAUGUAUAUCAAACUCUGGGACAGAGGCUGUAAGUGCCUGCACUGAUGGAACAUGCAUUAUAUGGGACAUUGUGCAUCUUCACCACAAACAAUUUUUUUCAGCAAAUGCUCCAUUCUUAUGUGCACGUUAUAUUCCAAGUGAUGUUCAGAUCAUCACAGCUGGUGCUGACCAUAAGAUUCGCUAUCUGGAAGUUUUUGAUGGCUCGUAUAUACGCGAACUUGAAGGAUCUUCAGCUGCUGGGAUGACAUCUGUUGAUGUUUCUCCUGAUGGCAACUUCAUUGUCACAGGUAGCUGUGACAUGUAUGUCAAGGUCUGGAGAUACAAAGAGGGCAACACGACCCAUGUUGGGACAGGUCAUGCAGCAGUUAUUACUGCAGUUCGAUUUUCACCUGAUGGUACAUAUAUUGUGAGUGUGAGUGCAGAUGGUGCCAUAUUUCAAUGGAAGUGUCCUUAUGAUUGUUCAGCCAAAGAAAUUAAACCAGAAAGUGUCCAAAGUGCCUCAAGAUUGUCAAAGAAGUCCCAUGUUUCAGCAGGAGCCGACCAGGAAAAUGAAAAUCAGCAAAAGGUGGAACAAAUUGAGGAAAACACAAGGAAGCAGGAAACACUUUCUGCUGAUGCCAACAAAUUAAUCAGAAACAUGACUCCUGGGGGAGAUACAAAAAGUGAUGAUUACUGUGCUUGUCUUGAAACACUUGGUUAUAAAGCUGCUCCCAAAAAAGCAGGCAGCUUAAAGAACCUGAGGACUGAUUCACAAGAAAGAUGUGCAUGUAAAAAACCAGUUGUACAAAGAUGUAGGUGGUAA